Molecule: messenger RNA, 4446 nt
Organism: Emericellopsis cladophorae
Lineage: Eukaryota; Fungi; Ascomycota; Sordariomycetes; Hypocreales; Bionectriaceae
Exons: 5
Coding region: 1-4446 (1481 amino acids)
Biological process (GO): carbohydrate metabolic process
Molecular function (GO): chitin binding; hydrolase activity, hydrolyzing O-glycosyl compounds
Source: RefSeq, a predicted model, not a curated record
AUGGGCUCUCCCAUUCGCACAGCGCUCCUGAAGCUCUCGGGUCUCUUGUUGGCCGCGUCCAACGCUGGCUCAGCACUAGGCUCGGAGUUCAGACAGCCUGUCAGCCCAGGAUAUCGUCCCGCAAGCGACGUCUGUCCUAUGCGAUGCGCGGAUGCUGGCGCAGACCCGGCCAACUGGCAAGCCUUCCCGGGCUUUGAUCAACUCAAUCACUGCCCUGAAACCAUGUUCUACGACUUCUCCCUCCUUGACAACGUGGAUGAUAGGACCGCACCUCAUCGCAUCUUCGCCUGCACCUCUUUUGGUCCUGAUUGGACAAGUCUCCCCAACUCGACUCUGCACGCGGCUCAGGCUAACACCGCCGACGUCGAGUAUGAGAUUGGCUUACUAGACGAGAGUGUCUCUGGUCUAGAUGCUUCAGGCAUUCGGUCUGUUUCCAAGCAGAUGCGUCGCUACUUUGAGAGUGGAUUCGGCGAGGCUAAUGAGACGGGUGUCCUCUUUGCUCAAUCCGGGCGAGCCUCUUUAGGUCUCUACAUCGGUUCUGGACUACAGAAAGAAGGCGUCAGCUCGGUCGCCCUCAACGCCCUCGAGGCCUUCGUGUCCUCUGAUAUGAUGGCGUCGACAGUCGGCAUGCAGCUCUGCAACCCUGCCCAAGAUGCAACGCACGCUUUUGGUUUGAUGGCAACUACCAAUAGGUCAUUUGCCCCAAUUCAAGAGGCCAUCAAGUCAUGGGCGAACGCCACAUGUCUGCCCAUUCAAAAUUCCGAGAAGAUUCCAGGAAAGGCCCACCUCGUGACGCCGUUGUUGGAGGGAACCUCGAAGAACUCAACUGCAACACUUUCUUCCAAGCGCUCUGAGCCUAGGAGACUCAUAGCGCGGGAUGAGUGUGAGACGAUUCGAGUCAACCCAGGCAAUGGCUGCGGUGCAUUAGCUGAGAGGUGCGGCAUCCCUGGUCACACGUUUGAAGAGUAUAACGACUUUAAAGACGACCUGUGCUCUACGUUGCAAGCUCAGCAGCCUGUCUGCUGCACGAAGGGAGAUCUUCCAGACUUGAGUCCCGACCCGCAGCAGGAUGGUACUUGCGCCACCCACAAGGUCAGGUCUGUUGAUACCUGCAGCAGUCUCGCUGCUGCCAAUAGCCUGACCGUGAAAGACUUGAAAGAGUUCAACAAGAACACCUGGGGGUGGACCGACUGCGAACCCCUCCAAAGGGGGGCUGUCAUCUGCUUGAGCAAGGGAGACCCUCCAAUGCCUGCUCAGAUUAAAGGAACUGCAUGUGGCCCCCAGGUUCCGGGCACAGAGAAGCCCUCGGAAGGUGAAAGCCUCUCCGAUCUCAACCCCUGCCCCCUGAACGCCUGCUGCUCUGGCUGGGGCUUCUGCGGAACCACGGCCGAGUUUUGCACCGACACCAACACCGGAGCACCAGGAACGGCCGAACCAGGAACCAAUGGAUGCAUCUCCAACUGUGGUAUGGACAUUGUCAGGAGUGAUGCCCCUGCGACGUUCCGCAAGAUUGGCUACUUCCAGGGGUACAAUCUAAACAGAAAAUGUAUCCAUCAAGAUGCUACCCAGAUUGAUGCGUCGGCAUACACACAUCUACAGUUCGCUUUUGGAAUGAUUACUCCGGACUAUCAGAUCAAUGCUGGAGACGAAAUGUCGACGUAUCAAUUCGGCGUCUGGAAAAACAUCGCUGGACCCAAGAAGAUCCUCUCUUUCGGUGGAUGGGCGUUUUCGACAGAGCCGGCCACGUACAACAUCUUUAGGGAGGGUACCAAGAAAGCCAACCGCCAGGUCCUUGCAAAAAACAUUGCCGAUUAUAUCAAUAAGCACGAACUUGACGGUGUUGAUAUCGACUGGGAGUACCCAGGUGCCCCCGAUAUCCCAGGCAUUCCCCCUAGAGGCAAAGAUGAAGGUGAAAACUACUUGAUCUUCCUCGCUCUCCUCAAGACCUUGUUGCCAGACAAGGAGGUGUCGAUUGCUGCGCCCUCCUCGUUCUGGUACUUAAAGCAGUACCCUAUCGACAGGAUUUCUAAGAUUGUCGAUUAUAUUGUCUUCAUGACGUACGACUUACAUGGCCAGUGGGAUGCCGGCAACGCGAACUCCCAGGUUGGCUGCCCCAAUGGCCGCUGCCUGCGAAGCCAGGUCAAUGUGACUGAGACACAUAAUGCCUUAGCUAUGAUUACCACGGCGGGCGCUGCGUCGGACAAGAUUGCCGCCGGCUUAACAAGCUACGGACGAUCCUUUAAUAUGGCAGACGGGGACUGCUAUACCGAAGAAUGCUUCUUCACCGGCACUCGCAUGGUUUCAGAUGCCACCUUGGGCGAAUGCACCAACGAGGGAGGUAUUCUAGCUAAUGCCGAGAUCCUCAAGAUCAUUGAUGACUCUAGCCGCGUCAAACACAACUUCGUAGACCAGGACACACACAGCAAUGUCCUUGUCUACGACGGCAAUCAAUAUGUUAGCUGGAUGAGCGACGACGUGAAGCAACAGCGCCAGGUAUUCUACCAGGCGCUCGGUAUUGGUGGAUCUGUCAACUGGGCGACGGACUUAGAGAAGUAUCAUCCCCCCCCUUCUGGAAUCAGUAGCUGGCUUUCCAUGAGGACCCUCAUCUCCGCUGGGUUGGACCCUAGCACGUCUGGUGAACGAAAUGGAAACUGGACCGAGCUGAAAUGCGACAACAACGCCUGGGUCGACUGGACCAAUCUCUCCCCAGAAGAGCGAUGGGACCAGAUGGAUGCCCCAACUGCAUGGAGUGACUUGAUUGAAGUCUGGAAAGAUAUGAGGAGUGAUAGUGAUGAAGUCUUCACCGACAUUAUCAAAGCGAAUACGGGAUAUCCGUUCGCAUUUGGUUGUGGCGACUUUGCCGAUGGCUCUGGCUGUACUCAGGAAAUGGAUUGUGACUCGGAAAAUUUUGGCCCUAGAAAGGGCGUUGCCGGAAUCGCCAUUGCCAACUCUCUGACCAAGGUUAAAGCUGUGAGUACUGCCACCGAUGUUCUAUCGCGAUCUUGGGCUAACAUAAAGAAGCUUUACACAAAUGCGGAAGACGCUAUAACGGAUUCUGCUACGCUCAAAAUUAACAACGCCCUAGACAGCUUUGGUAACGACUUCGCCCCUGUUCCCCCAGAGCCUGACAAUACCUGGCUCCUCGUCUUGCUCGACAUUCUCACCAUUGGAGCCUCCGCUGCUCUUGGGCCUCUAUUCAAGAAUGUCAUUUCCACGUUGCCCAAGUUCGCAAAAGCCGGAUCGACGGCUGCAGCCAACCUAGAGGACACGACUGUCCUUGCUGUGCAGCAAGGGACGACGCUGGCGAAAGAUUUGGCGAGCACGAGCUUGGAUGACUGGGGUGAGGAUUCACAGGAUGAUUUCAAGACGUUUAUAUCAGCAGUGCUCGACUCUUGGUCCCAGAUCACCAUGGACAACCUCGCAGCACUAUUCGACGGUAGUGACGAGUCUAUCGACAGGCUAUAUGGUCUGAUAGAAGGGGGCACCUUUAUCGAUGGCGACGGCCGUGGCGUCGGUAGUGGGGGUUCGACGGCGGAUCAAGACGUGAAUGAUUUGAGGGAGAGCGUUGCUCGAACCUUUUUCAGCCUCGCUAUUCCCGAAAUUUGGAGAUUUUCUGGAACGCACGGAUUUAUCCUUGACUCAGGUUUGAGCUGCGACGAUGAUGACAACCUGUCGGAUUAUAUUAACGAUGAGGUGAGCGAACAUGCCGGGGUCUGCCAUAACGGUAAAAGGUAUUUCUUGGCGGACGCCAACGGGAAUCCUAGUCACAUCAGCCACUCGGGCAAGUUUUCACUGCCACCCGGUCUAGAAAAGAUCAAGGAGGAUGACAAUCCCUAUGGAGGCAUCACUGUAGAGGAUCUCGUCAAGGGAUCGGUCAACACCUACGAUGAGAAUGGAGGAAAUGGUGCUCCGCGACCUCACAAGCUCGACGAUGACUUCAUCAACAGUCUCGCAUUCGCAGACGAUGUUCGAAAAGCUGGCUUGAUCCGACUUCCAGUCUGCUCCCCCGAGCGCGCGUACCAAACGUGGGACGACGCCGACGAGCAAGAAAAGAACCACGAGAGCUACCCUUGUCAGUUACUAAAGGGCAAGGAUUUCUGCAGCAAGUCUACAUUUGUGGACGAGACAAGUGGCGCUUCGCCACUAGUGGAAGAUUGCCUUGACAUUGUCAAAGAGCUCCAAGAGGAUUCUACCAAGGCGUGGGAUGUGCUCCUCCUUGGCCACGAGACACUCAAGAAGUCUGGCACCUGUGCUUUUGGCGUCGAGGCCAGGGACUCGCCCGAUGGUAACCUCCAUUUCUGGUUUGGUGGUCAAGACGUUAUUGACUUGAUCAACGACGCCGCCAACAUGUUUGGGGAUGGUACACGAAUGGGCGGGAAAGGCAACGUGGACUGCGAGGGCAGUGAGAUGAUCGAGCAGGUUCAAUGGUCUAUCUACGGCUCGUAG